This is a messenger RNA of Aspergillus nidulans FGSC A4, 1152 nucleotides long. RefSeq names its product tRNA dimethylallyltransferase. The record is from RefSeq and is a predicted model, not a curated record. Bases 1 to 1152 code for a protein of 383 amino acids. NCBI's taxonomy places the organism in Eukaryota, Fungi, Ascomycota, Eurotiomycetes, Eurotiales, Aspergillaceae. The transcript has a single exon.
AUGUUUCGAAGGGAAUGUCUACGCCUGAUCAAUGAUAUCCAUGCACGAGGAAAACUAGCCGUCUUGGUUGGCGGCACCCAUUAUUACACACAAUCAGUGUUGUUUCAAGAUCAACUAGUGUCGAAAGAGUUGGAAUCAUCAGACGAAGAGUCUGAUUCAUGUCCGGCAGGAGAUGUUGACUCAGCGGUCAAGUGGCCUAUCCUCAAUGCAGAGCCGGAGUUGGUAUUACAGAAGUUACGUGAGGUGGACCCAAUAAUGGCAGAUCAUUGGCAUCCGAAAGACACGCGCAAGAUUCGUCGCUCAUUAGAAAUAUUUUUUCAGACGGGGAAACCGGCGUCACAGGUGUAUGCUGAGCAGCGGCAGUCGAAACAAGCCAACGCAAACAAUGAUAAUGGAUCAGAUUGGGGGCAACUGCGCUUUGACACUGCGAUAUUCUGGGUGCAUUCUGAAAAGGCUAUUUUGGAAGAGAGGUUGUUCAAGCGUGUGGAUGUUAUGGUUGAACAAGGAUUGUUGUCCGAAGCAAGCCGCAUGUCAGACUAUCUUCAAGAGCAAAAGGCCCAAGGUAUAACUGUCGAUCAGACCCGAGGUGUAUGGAUCUCGAUUGGGUUCAAAGAGUUAGCGCCUUAUUUCAACGCGCUUAGAGAAGACUCUAGGACCGAGAAAGAGCUAGAAACACUCAAGCAGUCAUGCAUCGGGUCAGUCAAAAUUGCAACUCGUCAGUAUGCCAUGUCCCAGCUUAAGUGGAUUCGCAACAAGCUUUGGACUGGGCUUGCAAAAGGGGCUAUGACCGGUCGCUUGUAUAUUCUGGAUAGUACGAAAGUCGAAGACUGGACGAAGAACGUCACAGAGCCAUCCGAGCGCAUUGUUGAAGCCCACAUUGGAAAAAAACCGUUACCGGAUCCUAAAUCUAUCUCUGAGCUUGCGAAGACAACCUUUGAAGCUCUGGAGGCCAAAUCGUUAUCUACCGACCCCAGCCCAUCACAAUGUAUUACCUGUGAUAUCUGUCGGAAGACAUUGACAAACAAGGAGCAGUGGCAAAUACACAUUAAUGGAAGUGUCCAUAAAAGAGUUUUGAAGAGUCUUGCAAAGAAGCGAGAGCGGGAUGCAUAUCUACGAAAGCGGCAAGAGAAUUUAGGGAACACCCUAGAGUAG